AUGCGAACCGCAGCUCCCGGCCCGAAAGGCAAGUACGGUGUCCAUGCUCGAACCGUCUUGGAGACAUGGGCGAAACGAUGCGAUGAUUUCAUAUUCUUCACAGAUUCCCCAAUGUCACCGGAUAUUCCUCACAUAUAUUGGAAAGAGCUAUCCUCCAGAGAUCACUCAUGGGAGAAGAUCCGACGGAUAUUCAGACACGUUGUUGAUGGAAUAGAAGAGGAAUACGAUUGGUACCUGAGAGCAGAUGACGAUGCUUAUGUGAUUGUCGAGAAUCUACGAGAGUUUCUAUCCAAAUAUUCUAGCAAAGAACCACACUACUUCGGUUAUAGGUGGAAUUUCUUUGUUCCCCAUGGUUAUGCUGAUGGUGGAGUGUAUAUCCUUUCGCGGCCUGCCGUUGAAAUUUUCAAUCGAGUUAUGAAAAGCCCAGUAUGCCCAGAGCAUCAUAGAGCGGAAGAAGAUCAAGAGAUGGGGCGGUGUUUGGCUGCAGCGGGAAUCCAUCCAGAAGAUACACGCGAUGAAAAUGGAUCAGACAGGUGA
Messenger RNA from Haemonchus placei, 537 nucleotides. The record is from the annotation of a GenBank genome assembly. Lineage: Eukaryota; Metazoa; Nematoda; Chromadorea; Rhabditida; Trichostrongylidae.